Messenger RNA from Drosophila innubila, 1445 nucleotides. RefSeq lists its product as uncharacterized. The record is from RefSeq and is a predicted model, not a curated record. The coding region runs from base 51 to 1193 and encodes 380 amino acids. NCBI's taxonomy places the organism in Eukaryota, Metazoa, Arthropoda, Insecta, Diptera, Drosophilidae. The transcript is spliced from 2 exons. Gene Ontology annotation, molecular function: DNA binding.
ACAAGUUGGCAGCACUGCUACUACAUUUGUUGUUUACGUGCAGUAAAUAAAUGUCAAAUUUACAGCUGACCCAGGAAAAACUCGACGCGCUGCGCUCGGAGUACAGGCCACGCAGACCGUGUGCGCUGUUGAAAUAUCCACGGCCAAAAACAAAGCCAGAAUACCAGUCAAUAUAUCCAUGGAUUAUACUGGAUGAAACUGAUCCACACUUUGUCUUCUGCGCCGUCUGCGAGUGCCGUCUCAGCGCCAAACGCUCUGACCUGGGCAAGCACGAGGGCAGCAUCAAGCACUCGGAAAAUGCACAGCGCAAGUCUGUGUUGUCCAAAGAAAAUCCCGAAUUGGCUGUAGGUGUUAAGUGGGAGUACAAUGAUGAGGAUGAUGGCAGAUUGCUGCAAUUUGGGACAGACGCUGAUCUAUGCAAGACAGAGGCAGACAACGAGGAUGCCGAUGCUGAUGCUGAAGAAAAUGAUGUUGAAGCUGAAGCAGAGGCAGACGAUGAAGAAGACGAAGCAGAAGCAGAUGCGGACGCUGAUCCUGAUGCUGAAAUUGAUUCCGAAUAUGAGCCGAAAUCUAAACGACGUAUAUCGGAAACAGACUCUACACAUUCUGGCAUGCUGGAUUACCUGCCACUGCAGGUGACCAUCAAUGAAUUACCUCAUGUCCAGCUGACACCAGCAGCUCAGCCAUCAGCACACUGUCAGCCGACGACAGCAUCGCCGCAGCCUUGUCGCAUUACCAUUAAAAAGGUGACAGCGCCGCUGACAAAGGUGGGCACAAGCCAAGCGCAAGAGAUUACGUCGAAGGCGACGAUAACGCCAAUAGCCACAGGUUGCUACACGCCAACAGCGCGUCAGCCGCAGUUGCAAUCCUAUGCGGCCAGGCAACUGCAGUCAUACCAACUGCAGCACCUUACUUCACUGGAGCACCCAUCACGGGAUUCCCUUGAUCUCUUUUUCGACAGCAUUUGCGCCACGGUCAAAAGUCUGCCGCCAAAAUUAGCCACUGAAGGCAAAAUCCGUGUAAUGCAGCUAAUUGGGGAAUUGGAACUACGCGCCAUCAACGAGCGCGAAGCACUUCCCACAACAAGUGCGACAACUAUGCCUGUUGAUCCAUCCACUUCCACUUGCGUUGGACUUGCAGAUGCGCCCGGAAGCAGUCAGCAAAAUUCAACAGUUGCAUCGACUACCAAAUGAUCGUGUUGUAGGCUCUGUUCCUGGAACCAGUUCAAAUCAUACUCUUAUCAUUAGCGAAAAUAAUUGUAUACUAUGUACUGUAAUGAUUGUUUAUAUAUAUAUUUUUUCAUAUAUAGUAUUAGGCUUCAUUCAUAACCAUCAGCGUGUUUGAGGUAAACACUGUUAUCGGUCCUUGUGGCUGUUAUCGGUUAGAGAUUGAUUAAGUAAAUACCAUACAAUUAUGUAUUAAUUAAUUAAAAUUUAUCAUAAAAA